AACUUGAUUCAGUUAUAAACACAUUUUCUCUCUAUCUCUCUCUCUCUGUGACCCUUUCUUUGUUCUUCUUCUUCUUCCUCUCGUUUCUUCCCAUCAACAACAAUGGGGAAAGGUGGAUCUGUUAGCGAUGGAGUUAUGAAAAAGAUCAUUCUCUCAUACACAUACGUAGCAAUAUGGAUCUUUCUAUCAUUCACCGUUAUCGUUUACAACAAAUACAUCUUAGACAAAAAGAUGUACAAUUGGCCAUUCCCAAUUUCUCUAACAAUGAUUCACAUGUCAUUCUGUGCAACCCUAGCUAUUCUUCUCGUUCGUGUCUUCAAAAUCGUCGAACCCGUUUCAAUGUCUCGUGAAGUUUAUCUCUCUUCCGUUGUUCCAAUCGGAGCACUUUACUCUCUUUCUCUCUGGCUUUCUAAUUCCGCAUACAUUUAUCUUUCUGUUUCAUUCAUUCAAAUGCUUAAAGCUCUUAUGCCUGUUGCUGUUUAUUCAAUCGGUGUUGCUUUGAAAAAAGAAUCUUAUAAAAAUGAUACAAUGUUUAAUAUGUUAUCUAUUUCAAUGGGUGUUGCUGUUGCUGCUUAUGGUGAAGCUAGGUUUGAUACAUGGGGUGUUAUUUUACAGCUUGGUGCUGUCGCUUUCGAAGCCACCAGAUUGGUUAUGAUUCAAAUAUUGCUUAAUUCUAAAGGAAUUUCAUUGAAUCCAAUUACUUCUUUGUAUUAUGUUGCACCUUGUUGUCUUGUUUUCUUAUCUGUUCCUUGGAUCCUUGUUGAAUAUCCAAUUUUGAAAGAAACUUCCAGUUUUCAUUUCGAUUUUGUUAUUUUCGGGACUAAUUCUUUCUGUGCAUUUGCUUUGAAUCUUGCUGUUUUUCUUCUUGUUGGGAAAACAUCUGCUUUGACAAUGAAUGUGGCUGGUGUUGUUAAAGAUUGGCUUUUGAUUGCUUUUUCAUGGAGUGUCAUUAAGGAUACUGUUACGCCCAUUAAUUUGUUUGGAUAUGGACUUGCUUUCUUGGGUGUGGCUUAUUAUAAUCAUUCAAAGUUGCAGGCACUUAAGGCUAAGGAAGCACAGAAGAAGGUUGCACAGGCUGAUGAAGAAUCUGGAAGGUUGCUUGAGAAUAGAGAAGGUGAUGGAUCAAGGGAAGAGAAAUGAUCACCAACAUAAUUGGUCUUCAUUAUGAUUUUGAUGAAGAAUCAGGAAAAAAAAAAAUAGUAUGUUACAGAAUAAUAAAACAAGAGGAAGAGGAGCAAUUGAUGAUUAGAUCUGGAGGUUUGCAUCCUCUGAACAAAUUGGCCAUGAGUCAGUAAUUUUUUGUUUCUUUUUAUAGUAGUAUUAUCUGGAUUCUGGAAUUUGAGAUUUGCAUUUGAUUGAUGCUUGUAGAGCCAAUAAUGUGUUACUAUUAGAGUAAAAAUGUGUCUCAAAUCCUUUAUUUGUCAUUAAUUUUAUAUGUUAUGUUGUUAAUGUUGUAGAGAUUCUCAGUAUUUUGAGUUUAAAUGCUUAUUAAUUCAUCAUACCAUUGCAUGUCUAUUA
Messenger RNA from Trifolium pratense (red clover), 1518 nucleotides. Its product is annotated as probable sugar phosphate/phosphate translocator At5g25400. Gene Ontology annotation, molecular function: antiporter activity. Bases 103 to 1140 code for a protein of 345 amino acids. The transcript has a single exon. Gene Ontology annotation, cellular component: trans-Golgi network; Golgi apparatus; endosome. The record is from RefSeq and is a predicted model, not a curated record. NCBI's taxonomy places the organism in Eukaryota, Viridiplantae, Streptophyta, Magnoliopsida, Fabales, Fabaceae.